GGGUGGAGAGGACCUGCGCCCCCUAGUGCGCGCGGAGACGGGGCGGGGCUGCCGCUGCAGGCUGUGCGCCGCGCGCCAGGUUCCGCGCGGAUUGGAAACCUGAGCCCAAGCGCACAGCUGGGAUGCUGCGGGCUGGAGCGCCUACCGCCGACUUGUCCCGGACUGGAGAAGUCCACACCGGGACAACCAUUAUGGCCGUGGAGUUUGAUGGGGGUGUCGUGGUGGGCUCAGACUCCCGGGUGUCUGCAGGACAAGCUGUGGUGAACCGGGUGUUCGACAAACUGUCCCCCCUGCACCAGCGGAUCUAUUGUGCCCUCUCUGGCUCGGCUGCUGAUGCCCAAGCCGUGGCUGACAUGGCGGCCUACCAGCUGGAGCUACAUGGGCUGGAACUGGAGGAGCCUCCCCUUGUCCUGGCUGCUGCAAACGUGGUGAAGAAUAUCACCUACAAAUAUCGAGAAGACUUGUCAGCACAUCUCAUGAUAGCCGGUUGGGACCAACGUGAAGGGGGCCAAGUGUAUGGAACCCUGGGAGGAAUGCUGAUCCGACAGCCCUUCGCCAUCGGUGGCUCUGGCAGCACCUAUAUCUACGGUUAUGUGGAUGCUGCUUACAAGCCGGGCAUGUCUCCUGAGGAGUGCCGGCGUUUCACCACGGAUGCUAUCGCUCUGGCCAUGGGCCGGGACGGCUCCAGUGGGGGUGUCAUCUACCUGGUUACCAUUACAGCUGCUGGUGUGGACCACCGAGUAAUCCUGGGGGACGAGUUGCCAAAAUUCUACGAUGAAUGACUGCCUCAGACUUCCCUCCUUGUUUGUAAUAAACUUUAUGGAACCAGAA
Molecule: messenger RNA, 831 nt
Organism: Nannospalax galili (Upper Galilee mountains blind mole rat)
Lineage: Eukaryota; Metazoa; Chordata; Mammalia; Rodentia; Spalacidae
Gene: Psmb9
Product: proteasome subunit beta 9
Exons: 6
Coding region: 123-782 (219 amino acids)
Cellular component (GO): proteasome core complex
Molecular function (GO): threonine-type endopeptidase activity
Source: RefSeq, a predicted model, not a curated record